Molecule: messenger RNA, 6606 nt
Organism: Eriocheir sinensis (Chinese mitten crab)
Lineage: Eukaryota; Metazoa; Arthropoda; Malacostraca; Decapoda; Varunidae
Product: protein dispatched homolog 1-like
Cellular component (GO): membrane
Source: RefSeq, a predicted model, not a curated record
GUUCCCGACCCUGAGCACCCCGAGCCCUUCCGACUGUCUGAGCCGCACCACAAGCACCAGAAGCAGAAGCUGGAGGAGCGACUGAGCUUCACGGCGCUCUUCCUCCCCGUGGCACGCAGUUCACAGGCUCUCCCUUUCUUUGAGGCUCUGGAGCAGCUGGACCUCACCCUUGAUAACGUGACUGUGGCAGCUGUUGACCUUGGCCUCAAGUACGCACUCUUCGACAAGCUCCUGCUGGCCAACUCUUACCUCCUGGGCGUGGGGGGCGGGGUGGUGCUGCUCCUCAUGUGGUGCUACACUGGCUCGCUCUUCAUCACCGUCAUCACCAUCACCACCGUGGCCUGCGCCCUCAUCAUCGCCUACUUCAUGUACAUUUUCAUCUAUGAGAUCGCUUUCUUCCCCUACAUGAACGUCCUCACAACAGUCAUUGCAGUGGGCCUAGGAGCGGAUGACACCUUUGUGUACUGCCGUGUGUGGACGCUUGCCAAGCAGGACAAGAACGCAGGCACGAUGGUGAAGUUGGUGGCAGACACCUUCCAUCACGCAGCUGCUUCCAUUGCUGUCACCUCCCUCACCACCGCUGCAGCCUUCCUGGCAUCCUGCGUCUCCCACAUCACUGCCAUCCGCUGCUUCAGCAUUUUUGCCGGGACGGUGGUGUUGGCCAACCUGCUGCUGAUGCUGACGUGGGUGCCGGCCUGCGUGGUGGUGGCCGAGCGCUGGGGAGCCUCAACCUGCUGCCUCUGUGUACCUCCAGCCCCAGUCUAUGCCCCACAGCUUCCUCCCCGCUGCUCCGUGCUCUGCGCCCUCCCUCUCAGGUUUUGCUACUUCUGUGCUGAAUCCGCACGUGUAUUCUUUGAGAAGGUGCUGCCCUGGGUGGUGGUAAAGCCAAGGUACCUGUGGGUGGUGGUGCUGGGCGGCCUGGCAGUGUGCAGCGCUCUCGUCGUCUUCUAUCAUCCAGGCCUGCAGCUGCCAGACUCGCAGGAGUUCCAGCUGUUUGCCCGGGACCACCUGUUUGAGCAGUAUGACCUCGAGUACAAGUACAAAUUCUGGUUUGAGCGCAACCUUCGAAAGGACAUUGUCAACCACAUGCCGGUGAGGGUGGUGUGGGGCAUCAAGGCGGUUGACAAUGGAGACCACCUCAAUCCAGCCUCCAAAGGCACCCUGGUGUUUGACGAUGACUUUGACAUAGCCCACCCACAGUCCCAGCAGUGGCUGCGUGGUUUCUGUCGGGAGCUGCGUAACCAGAGCUUUUACCUGAACACGCUGGGGCCUCUGCUGCCGCACUGCUUCAUCGACACCUUCAAGCUGUGGAUGGAAGGGCGGCGCUGUCUGGACCCCAGCAACAAGACCCGCUACCCCUGCUGCAAGGACUCUGUCUUUCCUUUCCCUCGAUGGGUGUUUGACCUGUGCAUCCACCAGGGCAUUGAGGCGCUCUACGAGACCCCUCGGGAGUACUUCAUCCCUGGCGUGGCUGGGCCAAAGUUUAGUCGGGAGACGCAGAAGGUGGUGGCGGCUGUGGUGGAGUAUGACAGCAGCACACUCUGGUCACUGUCAUACACCACAAUGCACAACUUCUUUGAAAAGGUUGAGACGUGGGUGCAGGAGCAGAUGAAGGAGGCGCCCCAUGGGAUGCGUGGCGGCUGGUUCACUUCAUACCUUGAAUUUUACGACGUGCAGCGCUCACUGUCAGUGGGGACGGGCGUGGCGGUGGCGGUGGCUGUGGGGGUGAGCUUAGCGGUGCUGGUGCUCACCACACUCAACGUGGUGGUGAGUCUGCUGGCGGUGGUGAGCAUCAGCGCCGUCAUCUUGGUGACGCUGGCUGCCCUGGUGCUGCUGGGCUGGCGGCUCAAUGUGCUGGAGAGUGUGACGGUGAGUGUGGCCAUUGGCCUGGCCGUGGACUUCACUCUCCAUUAUGGGGUGGCCUACAAGUUGUCCCCAGAGGCCGACCGCGAGGCGUCCGUGUCCUGGGCCGUGGGCCGCCUGGGCAGCCCAGUUUUCAUGGCUGCCGCCACGUCCCUGGCAGCAGGAGUCUCCAUGCUGCCGGCCAAUGUGCUGGCCUACGUGCACAUCGGCACCUUCCUGACGGUCAUCACCUCCGUCUCUUAUAUAUACGCUACACUCUUCUACCUCCCGCUGCUGCGCAUCUUUGGCCCUGAGUCAGGCUGUGGCCAGCUGUCCUGCCCCAGGCUGUGCUGCUGCUCUUGCUGUGCUGGGAGUAGCCAGCAGCAUGUGGACAAGACAGUGUACCAGCAAGCCUACAUGAGCGAGUCCACCCUGUCCACCUCCAGCACCUCCUGCCCGCCCCCUCAGACCCACCCAUCUUCAGACACCCACGAGCUGGAGCCGCUGACAGCCAUGCGGCUCGCUGGUCGAGCCCGGCUGGUGCACACUCCCGCCCGUCACAAAGUUGGGCUGGCUGAGCCGGCCGCCCCGCCAGAAACCGUCGCCAACCACACCACGCCCCACGCUGAGGUGGGGCCACCCACCGGGAUGGGCCGUGCCGGCCGCUCUGGAUCUUUAUCUUCCUCUGUCAAUGGGCGAGACCACUCGACCUUCAUCCCUCGCAAAGUGUCUCUGCCCUCCCCUGGCGGGGCAGUGAGUGAGGGAGGGGAGCCCUCCCCCAGACAUGGUGUAGCCCCAGCCUCCUCGGCCACCACCAUCCUCUACUCUGAGCCAGACACUGACUGUGCCCAACAGAACCACCACUCCCAGGAUGGCGUGGCCAUGGGGCUGCCGGCCUUGGAGGCUGGCGCUGUGGUGGCAUGAGGAGACUGGGGGAAGGUGGUGCUAGGUUGAGGCUGUCAUUGUGAUAACAUAUUGCUCAUUCUCUUGUGUUUUGGUGUGGCGCUGUGUUGGAAAGGAGAGCUCCAAGGUGAGUGGGCAGCCUGGCCCCGGCCGGCGAGUGGCCGUGGGCGGUGAUGCAGGUGUUGCUGCUGUGUUGAGCAGGUACGUAACACUUGGCAUCAUAUAUACAUAGAAUCUAUAGAGGUAUUAUAUACACAUGUUUGAUGUUGUUGUAGGGGUGUGUCUGUUAAGGCUUGUGAAUAACAAACAUUUAAUUUUGUGAAUUGUUGAGAAUCAUGGAUAUUAAUUUAUGAUAGAAAAGACAAAUUUUUACAUCAUAUACAAUGAUCACUUGGUCUUUAUAAAACAGCAUCAUGCUGUCACUGUAAGUAACAGUGCAGUCUCAUUACUUUCAACGGUAACAAAGGUAUUGAGUGUUAAGUUUGAUAAAUUUAAAUUGUUUUUGAUAUUGAACAAUUUAUGCUUAGCCUCACAGUCUAAUAGCAACAAGACUUUUGCCUGGAGGGUUAGCUGAGCACCUUUGUAGAGCCACCUACCAAGCCAGUCAGUCUGUGUCCUGUCUCAGUAGCUCACUUCUCUAACCUGCCUUGUGCACUGCUUCAUUGGAAUCUCUGCGUUUCCCUGGCUCCCCGCGGCCAGAUGGAAGUAGUGUUGACGUAACGCAUAUUGACCAAGUUUCAAAAGUGACUUAUUGUGUACCUGUGUUGUUACUAUUUUGGUGUGCUGACGUGAGGUGACAGGUGUUGUUUAGAGUGACAGCCUUUUUUAAAUGUGGUGAUGUUGCAUACUAGUGCAUUUUUUUUUACAGAAUAGUAACUCCUUGAUCAGCAAUUUUCUUUUAUUUGAAAAUCAUAAUGAAGCAAAACUCAAGAACUCCCAAGACUUAACCCGAGGGUGUGUUCCUGGUGAAUCUGCUUUCCUAAAUUUGUAGAAAAUAAUGAGACAUGUUUAAUACCAAUGAUCAUCAUAAAACAAGGAGUUACUGCAUUACCAAAUUGAUAUUAAAGCAUAAUGAGCACAAACGCAUUGCACAGCUUCAGUCUGCACACAACCAGCCCCAUGAUGCACCGGGGCUUUGUGCACAACACAGCUCGGCACCAACCACGACAACAACCAACACUAUGGGACGAGUAGUUUCAUGGCCGCGUGAGCACCGUUGCCAGGUUAUUGUACUCAGAGCAUGGUGUUUACUGGUUUCUGACGCGUAACUAUUGGCAAGAAACAUCAGGAAUUAACUAUUUUAACGAUAAAUAUAAAUGAAUCUAGUUAUUGGUACACAGGAUCGGAAGUUGGUUAACCUGGUGGCAGCGACGGGCCAAAUUUGUGCCAUGAUAUAAACCCCCAAAAUAGAUGAUAUAUAAUCUGAUAACAAAUGCUUUGAUGUAUAUUAUGAAAUGGUUUGUGUGAGGGGUGAUUUUUUCUCAUUUUUCUCGCUUGGUGGGACCAUUAACAAACAUGAUCCCCGCUGCUACCAGGUUAAUACAAGAGGCUUAGUACGACAAUCUGGCAUCGUUGCGCGUGAGCUGUGUCAUGAUGUUAAUGUGAGCAGUGACCAUUUGUUGAUCUCCAAAGUGAUCUGAGCUCUUCUUAUUCUUCUGCUUCAGCCACCCUUGUGAGGGGGUUCCAGAGAGCAGAUAUGUGACAGGUAGAAAAGGUUGAAAUGAUCUGAUACAAUCUUAUCUGGUUUAGGUGUAUGUGGAGGGUGGCAGGGAGGCCAUAGCCUGGGACCACGUUGUCCAGAGUUACUUAUGCAGCGUGGUUAAUUAUUCUUGCUUGUUUUGUCAAGUUGAAAUGUAAAAAAUAUCUUUGUAAGAUUUAUGCAAACAGUGUGUGGACUGUGUUGAGGAGGGACUCAAUUUUGUGUUCUGUUUUGCUGGGCUUCUGAGGCUCGGCAGAACAGCGGAACAAGUGAUGUGGCGGCAGACUGUUUCUGAGGUCUGUUCUUUGUCAACAGUGACAUGGUGAUAAUUUUGUUGUGUCCUUCAGGAAGUAUAAUGUAUAGUGCAGUAUACCAUGUGAGGUGUGUGUAUAGGACUCAAGAAACCAAACCCAAGCCUGUUGCUCACAAUCCCUCUCACUACACUGCAGUCAACCCUCACUUUAACAGCUCACAGUUCAAGACUUGCCUUUCCACUGAUCCAGACGUGCUGGAUUGAACAAAGCAUUUGCUUUCCAUCCACUCUUUUUGCCUGACCAGUGUAUAAACAUUAGACUGCACACGCCCUGUGCAGAGUUUCCUUACAGUUUCCAUUGAUAUACAUGGAACUAAGCAUCACUUAGCCUAACUACUUUAUCAGCUUAUGUGAGAAGUAAGACCAAUGGUUUCUGCUGAAUCAAGAACUAAUUUAAAAUAAUUUUGUUAAACUGAGGGUUCACUGAACACUUCAUUAUUAAUUAUGUAGGGGAAGUAAACUGCUGAAUAUUGCUUCACAGAAAGCCUCAGAUCUUCCAGAAACUGUUCUGAGCGUCUCUCACACAGCAAAGCCCAAAGUGAACUUUACUUCAUAAAAUGAACUUUUUUAAUCAUCAGAAAACUGAAAACUUGCCCUUUACCUUGUACUGACCUCAGCACAAUUAUGUAAGUGGGGAAGUGAUGCUUAGAUGAGUACACACAUUUUGAAACGUUUGUCAUGAGGACAGCAGUACCAAGAUGAACAUAUAUAAACCAAAUUGCCUCGUAUCAAUAUUCAAAAUGUCUAAAUUGGCUAACAAAAAUGCAAAUAUGGCAGUGGAUUUCUGGAGCCAUUUCCCCUCCCUGCACCGAGGGCCUUGCUGUUAGGUCGUGUGAGUGAACGCUCCUCCAGACACAGCAGUGUUCUUCUUUGUUCGCUGCUCAUCCAAAGAACAAAAUAUGCACAAAAACUUUGCUUUGACAUAUUUUCCUUAUCUUUCCUCUUCAUGCAAGGAACUUUCCCUACCUUUCCCUGCAUUUACAUCCCCUGCUCUGCUUCUUUCCACAGCCUCAUUCCCUCUCCUUCCUUGCCUUCCCUUCCAUCUUCACCUUCCCUCCCCGUCCUGCGCUGGCGAAGGACGGGUUCACUUCCUCCUCAUAAAAAGUUAAGGUGAAUGACAGACGGGCAUUGGUGGUCGUCAACAAGUUACAAUUUGAGAAACAGAUGAAAGGUAUUGGCCAAAGGUUUGAAAAUUGUGUUGUGUUGUGUUGUGUGUACUUUCUGAGGAGAAGAAACUGUGUGUGUUGAUUAAGGGACUAUUAAGGAAUUUUUAGAAUACGUUAAUUUUUUUAUGUAUUUAAUAUGUUAGGCAUUUCAAAAUCCAUAAAUUAGAAUGACAUAUAUUCUAUUACUUCUUUAAUUGUCAAAGCACUAUCACUGGUGCUUACUUUUUUCCUAUUAUUGCUUCAUAAUUAAUCUUCGGCAAUUUCAUUUUAUUUGUCUGAAUGUUGAGUUUCAUUUUUAGUUUCAGUGAGUUGAAUUUUUUUACCUUAUUUUUUUUAUAAUUUGGACUGAGGAGUAAAAGAUGUCAGGCUUUCAUUGAGAAAUGAGUAACAAGAGGUGCAUGUGAUGAUGUGUUGAGAAUUUGGAUUUUCAAAGGUGUAACUAAUAAAUAAUUGGUUUUGUAAGCGAUGAGAGGUGGAUGUAGUGUUCAGAGGGUUUAAAGGUGUAACAAAACAAUUGGCUUCAGUAUUUCACUGGUUGGGAUGCCAUGAGUGGUGACAGGGCGGGUGAUUUUCACGGUUGGGAGACGUUAAGAAAGAACGAACAUGACAUCGGUAUAUUAAGAAUUAGUCGUAGCCAUAUUUAUGUAAGUCAACUUGUAUAAAUAAAAUGUACUAUAUUUUCA